AUGUUUGAUGUUACAGGUGUAUUGACGACAGAACAGUCAGAUCUGCUGUACCCGUUCAUCAGCACUGCUACCAGGAGUGGUCACAAGAAGCCUUCAACAGUCAGUGUAGACGAGGACGCUCUUGUCUCUGUGGUGCCGUUGUUCUGUCCGGAGAACGUCUGUUCUCACCAACAUUGGGUCACUCAACUCGUCAAUGCCAUCUUGAACACAGCUCAGUUUGGCUUCAUUACACCAGUUGUGGAUCACAAGGAGGACUUUGCCAAUGAUCUGUUCCCUGUCACUGUAGACUUUGUGCUGGACGUUUCUAGAAGAGCUUCCACAACACAGAUGUUUGUCGACCAAAUAAAUGAGUUUUUUGCCAGACAUAUAAAUAACAGCUCUGCAGAUGAAGUGUAUGGUAACCGCAACUCUGUAUCUGCAAUGAUAAGAGUCAUCGGAGCAGUCAGGAAACAUUACCAUGAGGAAAGACAGAUCAACUACCUCCAUGUGUCGAAAGCAGCGUUGUUCUGUUCUGCUUACUUCACCUCUGUUAUGUACGCAGAGCUGUGGGCCAGCGAGUUCAACAGUAACCGGGAAGAUUUAGACAUUGAAGGUAUUUCUCAGUUUGAAUUCAUUGAAGAAAAAGACAGUGAAAAUGGACAGCUUCUACAAAGUCUACUGCGAGAGGCCUACAUGAGGAUAGGUGAGCCAGACGCAGUAUACGGUUGUGGCAACACACAUCUACUGGACCCUCACAGCCAGAUACAACAUUACCAGUACGAGGGACAGUGGCUGAGAGCUGUGGAGGCUUGUGACCUGCAACUAUCCUUGCAACCUUCUCUGCAACUGUCAGGUUUUGAAAGAUCCCUCCAUCUGAGUGGGCUGCAUCACUUGGCUGGACGAGUGAGUGAGAAGCAGAGUUAUGAGGCAGCCUGGAGACUAGGCCAGUGGGACCUGCCUCAGCCCAGCCCUGGCGACCAAUCACACGAGGCUGCUGUAUACAAGAGUCUACGAGCUCUGCAUGACAGUGACACAAUACAAGCUCUCAGUGUGGUGAGACAAGCAAGAUCUUUAGUGAUGGAUUCCUUGGCUAUCACCAGUCUAGAGGCAGCCACCAAUGUGUACACACCUCUGGCUAAGCUACAGGCUCUGCAGGAAAUUGAAGACUUUGCAACGCUGGGUUUCACUCAAGUAACUGACAAAUGGAAAAACCAGGAUAAAAUAGGAUGGAACAACUUUACCGACGUCGAACAGAUCAUGGCUCAAAGAAUGGCUUUGCUCAAACUUACCUCAGGCCAGGAACAGGAGAGACUAGUCAAGGUAGUGACAGAACUGUGUGAGGUUGCCAAGACUGAGGGGUAUCACAGUGUGGCACACAACUGGCUCUUGUCACUGUCAGGGUUGUCACAUCUGCCUCCUCAUCUACUGUGCUGUGUGCAAUUGCUACAGGCUCAGAUAUACUGGGACAAACAGGAGACAGAUACAGCCAGACAUCUUCUGCGUAGACUUGUUGGACAGCUGAAGGACUCGGACCAGACAACAUUGUACGCAAGGACGUUGCAUACCUACGGAUCCCUGGUAGCUCACACUCGGACCGAGCAAGCUCAGCAGAUAUUGGAGAAAUAUCUCAUGCCAGCAGUGGAUAACUCUGGCGAAGACUUCAAACUGUCAGCGGCCUCGUCGUUGGCUCGCUACGCAGACGCAGAGUAUCAAACACUCCUCAACUACGUCAAAUCAUCUGAGUACUCCAGCAAAGUGAAAAGCAUCACAGAGUCGGUGACGAGUGCGCAGAAACUAAUCACCGCAACCGCUAAGAUAGACGCUGACCGACAAAUCAGACAGGAUCUACAGAAGACGAUCAACAUGCACGACAAACAGAGCAAGAUUGACCAGAUGGAGGUGGAAAAUGCCCAGAGAGAGCUCGACAACUUUCUCAUCCUAGCCAUUAGACACUACCUACUGAGCCUAGAGCUGGGCGAUGGCCAGGACUUGUGUGUGUUCCGUGUGGCGUCGCUGUGGCUAAACAAUUAUGACAACGAGGAGUUGGUGGCUGAGCUGGAGGAACGGAUCUUCCUAGUUCCGAGUUACAAGUGGCUGCCGGUGCUACCCCAACUGGCCGCUCGUAUCAGAGAGAACACGGAUCAGCCCAGCACUGCCACACUGCACAGACUUAUUGAGAGGUGUGCCAGGGAUCACCCCCACCACGUGCUGCCUCUUAUCUUGGCAUUGGCAAACACAUACAAAGACGCAGAAUACAGUCAGUCCUCCAUCAACACAGGGGCCAAACCUGAGAUGGCUGGGUAUAUGAAGGGAAGAGUAGUCGGAGCUCAGAAAAUGUUGGAUAGCCUUAAACAGAAGGAACCUCUAAAGACACUAAUCCGUGAUAUGCAGAAAGUCGCAGAAGCCUACAUCAGUUUUGCAUACUUUCCUCACACUGGCGGAAACGCCACCAAGGUGCACAAAAUCCCAAAGACUGAACCGAUAACGAAACUGAAGCAGAUGAGUCAUGUUUUGUGUCCUACUGUGACUACGCCCGUCAGCAGGUCUGCCAACUACAAGGAAAUUAUUGGCAUAAAAGGGUUUGCUGAAACAUACUGGUCUGUUGGUGGGAUAAAUGUUCCCAAGAAGAUAAUGUGUAUUUGCACUGAUGGAGUCAAAAGGCCUCAAUUAGUCAAGGGCAAUGAUGACUUGAGACAAGAUGCUGUUAUGCAACAAGUGUUCACGAUCAUGAACUCUUUGUUGAGUGAGAACAAGGAAACGCGACGUCGCAGACUGCUCAUCCGGACCUAUAAGGUGGUGCCUUUGUCGCAGCGCAGUGGUGUAAUAGAGUGGUGUAUAAACACUACACCCAUCUCUACGUACCUAAUAGGGGGAGGAGGAGUGGUGGGGGCUCACACCAAGUACCGCAAAGACUUAGACUGGCUGCCAGCUGUGUGUCGUCAGAAAGUUGCGGAUGUAGCCAAAUCCAGUGUUGCUACAAAACUGAAGGUGUUCAAAGAGAUUUGUGCCAAUUUCAAACCGGUGUUCCGGCACUUCUUCUUUGAAAAGUUUCCCAAUCCAGGAGUAUGGUUUGAAAGGAAAUUGGCUUAUACUCAUAGUGUUGCCACAUCCUCCAUGGUGGGUUACAUCCUUGGGCUUGGUGAUAGACACAUAAUGAACAUCCUCAUAGACCAGCGUACAGCCGAGGUCAUACACAUAGACUUUGGUAUUGCGUUUGAGCAAGGUCGCACCCUACAAACAGCAGAGACAGUUCCGUUCCGUUUGACGAGGGACAUCAUUGACGGCAUGGGUGUGUCUGGCAUCGAGGGUGUCUUUAGGAGGAGCUGUGAGAAGACAAUGGAAGUGAUGAGAGAAUGUGAGUCAACCCUUGUCACAAUACUGGAGGUGCUUCUUUACGAUCCAUUGUACAUGUGGACCAUCACUCCAGCCAUGGCUGCAGCCAAGCAGGGCGGCAAGAGGCCGUCACAGUCACAGCAAUCACAAGGGCCACAAGAGCAAGGCAAAGUAAACAAACUGGCUGAGAGAGCUUUGAUAAGACUGAAGCAGAAGCUGCAAGGUAUCGAGGAAGGCAGCACGACAAGUGUGGAAGGUCAGGUGUCCAAACUGAUCCAGGAGGCGACCAAUCCUGCCAACCUGUGCAGACUGUUCCAUGGAUGGCAGUCACAUGUCUAAAACGAUGUGCACCGUCCCCUGCAUCUGUAAACACUGUACGUGAUUUGUUCAUGUGAACAUGAAAAUUUGGUUAAGUGAGCUAGCAACGUCACUUUUGCCGUGUCGAUAAGUUUGAUGCCGUAAGAGGAAAAUUUGUAAAAAUCUUAAAACCAUCCCGAUGGUUAAGUGCUAGGCCUUUGAGGGAAAAUAGGACAGUUUUGUUGAUGUGACAUAAAAUAAUUGUUAGUUUACAAUAUGUUGUGUAUCUAACUUCUAUUCGAGCCCAUCACUUUUACCAUAUGACGAUAAAGACGGUGAGGAAUAUUGGGCAGAAUCUUACAAGUAUCCUAAUAUAAGGCUGUGAACAGAAUGUGUUUAGCUAAACCAACAAGAAAGUUUUCUCUGCAUUUAUUUCUAAACUAUUUUAACUAUGUUUUGUAAGUUUUGUGGUUGCUGUUUUAGGCCUAAGUGUUUAAAGUUUCUCAUUUGGACGUUGUAUAAGAUUAUUUUAUUAGAGGACCAAUUUCAGGUCCUGUUUCCCAUGCAUAGUUUCCAUGUUAGCAAUUGAAUGGUUCUUCAUAACAACAUUUUCUAUUAGUAUUAUGGUAUUUAUUUGAAAGAAUUCAUACUUUUUAAUCUUUUGACAUAAUAUCUAUGAUGGUAAAUUAUCCAAACAUGAGAAGUCUGACAUCACAGUAAUGUAAUAAAGUUUUUUUCCUGAUUCGGUAAAAUUUUAAUGGGACUAAUUUUGAUUUGUUAUGGGCAAUCAUAAAAACUGUUAUUGUUUAACUGAACUCUUAAUUUAAGAGCAUCACUAUUUAGAUAAGUGUAACCUAUUUAGAAAGUAUGAUUUUUGUAAGCUCAUUUCUAUAAA
Macrosteles quadrilineatus (aster leafhopper) is the source of this 4504-nucleotide messenger RNA. RefSeq names its product serine-protein kinase ATM (gene tefu). The transcript has 25 exons. Gene Ontology annotation, molecular function: protein serine/threonine kinase activity; protein binding. Gene Ontology annotation, biological process: DNA repair. The coding region runs from base 1 to 3651 and encodes 1216 amino acids. The record is from RefSeq and is a predicted model, not a curated record. NCBI's taxonomy places the organism in Eukaryota, Metazoa, Arthropoda, Insecta, Hemiptera, Cicadellidae.